Molecule: messenger RNA, 1007 nt
Organism: Didymodactylos carnosus
Lineage: Eukaryota; Metazoa; Rotifera; Eurotatoria; Philodinida; Philodinidae
Source: the annotation of a GenBank genome assembly
AACAUUCAUAGCCGAGACACUUUUCAUUUUGUAGAGAAAUGUUUAAUCUACUUGCGUAUCUAGUUACCAUUUUAGAUUAGUUUGUAGCUUUAUUACCAUAACUUUUUGAAAAAGAGCAAAAAAUGGAGGCCGUUAACUGGACAAGCCGAGUAGAUAAUAUUUGAAUUAUGCCUUAGAUAAAAUAAUUAUUAAACGGUCUUCGAUAAAUUGUCCAUUUUUCUAUUUUAGAAGCAACGCGACAGCGACCGUCAUCGAACGCAAAUGGUAGCAUGAUUACCGGAGUACCCAUGCGAACUAAUUCCAAUAUAAGUCUUCGAAGUGAUGGUUCAUCGUCGGAACUGUUAAAUCGACUGGAAAAUAUGAAGCAACAAUUAAAAGAUAAAGAGGAACGAUUACGAUUACAUGUUCAACAAAAUCAUAAUGAACAAUCGACGACAAAUAAGGGUGGAUUGUCUGACAUUGAUGAGUUCGAUAUAAAAUCCCGUAAAACUUCGUAUACGCCGCCUGAUGCACAAAGAAAGAGUCCAUUUCUUACUGGACCAACUCUUGUUCGACGGGAGUCACCACAACUUGGCGAUAAAUAUUUAGAUGUAUUCCACGAAGACGCUGACUUUAAAACACAAUAUUUUCGAGAUGAUUCUAUUCUAUUACCUAGUAGUGAUUAUAGAACGAAUGAUGAAUUCAUUCCUUCAUCGAAACGUGUCGAUUUUGUUGAUGGAAUAUUUGUUACAAAUUUAGAAGAUGCUGCAGAUAGACGUCAGGUUCGACGACGUCAAGUCGAUCCACCGGGAUUUUAUGAUCGUAACGAUCCAACAAGUAUGGCAAGCUUAGAGCUUAAUCGUAUAGCCGAACAGAAUGAAAAACGUUUGAAGAAACUUCGAGAUCUAGAAAAUGACGAUACGUCAAUACUUGAUUCAAAUGAAGUACUUGAACGUUUUAUUCAAAAACAAAAAGUACAACGAAGACCCAGUGAUAUAACAUUACAAGAUGACGCAUGGCUAAAAUAA